UCAACCCCAACAUCCACCUCAAACUCCACCUCAUCCACCUCAAGAAUCAUUCCAACCUCAACCCCAACCUCCUUUCCAAACUCCACUCUAACUACUUCAACAAUCACCCCAACCUCCUCUUCAAACUCCACCCCAACCCCUUCCACAACCACCUCAAACUCCUCCUCAAACUCCACGCUAACCGUCUCAACAAUCACCGCAACCUCAACCCCAACCUCCUCAACCUCCAUCCCAACUGCCUCAGUAAUCACCCCAAACUCAAUCCCAACCUCCACCUCAAACUCCACCUCAACCACCUCAAGAAUCAUUCCAACCUCAACCCCAACCUCCUUUCCAAACUCCACUCUAACUACUUCAACAAUCACCCCAACCUCCUCUUCAAACUCCACCCCAACCCCUUCCACAACCACCUCAAACUCCUCCUCAAACUCCACGCUAACCGUCUCAACAAUCACCGCAACCUCAACCCCAACCUCCUCCUCAACCUCCAUCCCAACCGCCUCAUUAAUUACCCCAACCUCAACCCCAACGUCCACCUCAAACUCCACCUCAACCACCUCAAGAAUCACCCCAACCUCCUCCUCAAACUCCACUCCAACCUCUUCAACAAUCACUCCAACCUCAACCCCAACCUCCUCCGCAAACUCCACCUCAACUACGUCAGCAAUCGACCAAUCUUCAACCACACCCUCCUCCUCAACCUCCAUCACAACCGCCUCAGUAAUCACUCCAACCUCAACCCUGAACUCCUCCUCAAACUCCACCCCAACUGCCUCAACAAUCAGCCAAACGUCCUCCUCAAACUCCACCCCAACUGCCUCAACAAUGUCCCAAAUUUCCUCGUCAAACUCCACCCUAACCGCCUCAACAAUCACUCCAACCUCAACCCCAACUUCUUCAUCAAACUCCACCCUAACCACCUCAACAACCACUCCAACCUCAAUCCCAACCUCCUCGUCAAACCCCACCCCAAUCGCAUCCACAAUCACCCAAACCUCAACCCCAACCUCCUCUUCAAACUCCAUCCCAACCACCUCAGUAAUCACUCCAAACUCAACCCCCACCUCCUCUUCAAACUCCACACCAACAGCUUCCACAAUCACCCCAACCUCAAUCCCAACCUCCUCUUCAAGCUCCACCCUAACCGCCUCAACAAUCACCCAAACCUCAACCCCAUACUCCUCCUCAACCUCCAUCUCAACUGUCUCAACACUCACCCAAACCUCAACUCCAAACUCCUCCACAAACUCCAUCCCAACCGCCUCAGUAAUCACCCCAACCUCAACGCCAAGCUCCUCCUCAAACUCCACCUCAACCGCCUCAACAAUCACACCAACCUCAACACCAGACACCUCCUCAAACUCCACUCCAACCACCUCAGAAAUCAUCCCAACCUCAACACCAACCUCCUCUUCAAACUCCAUCCCAACUGCCUCAGUAAUCACCCCAAACUUAACCCCAAGCUCCUCUUCAAAUUCCUCCCCAACUGCUUCCACAAUCACCCCAACCUCAACCUCAACCUCCUCCUCAAACUCCACCCUAACUGCCUCAACAAUCACACCAACCUCAACCCCAAUUUCCUCCUCUACCUCCAUCCCAACCGCCUCAACAAUCACCCCAACCUCAACCCUAACCUCCUCUUCAAACUCCACCCUAACCGCCUCAACAAUCAUUCCAACCUCAAUCCCAACCUCCUCUUCAAAUUCCACCCCAACCUCUUCCACAAUCACCUCAACCUCAACCUUCUCCUCAAACUCCACCCUAACCACCUCAAGAAUCACUCCAACCUCAACCGCAAACUCCUCCCCAAACUCCACCUCAACCGCCUCAACAAUGACCCCAACCUCAACCCGAACCUCCUCCACAAACUCCACCUCAACCGCCUCAACAAUCACCCUAACCUCAACCCCAACCUCCUCCUCAACCUCCAUCCCAACCACCUCAGUAAUCACCCCAACAUCAACCCCAACCUCCACAUCAAACUCCACCUCAUCUGCCUCAACAAUCACCCCAACCUCCCUCUCAAACUCCACCCCAACAGCCUCAACAAUCACCCAAAUGUCCUCCUCAAACUCCACCUCCACCAUCUCAACAAUCACCCUAACCUCAAUCCCAACCCCAUCCUCAACCUCCAUCCCAAGCGCCUCAGUAUUCACCCCAACCUCAACUCCAAUCUCCUCCUCAAACUCCACUUCAACCGCCUCAACAAUCACCCCAACCUCAACCCCAACCUCCUCUUCAAACUCCACCCCAACAGCCUCAACAAUCACCCAAACCUCCUCAAACUCCACCCUAACCACCUCAACAGUGUCUCCAACUUCAACCCCAACCUCCUCCUCAAACUCCAACCUCACUGCCUCAGCAAUCAUCCCAACCUCCUCCUCAAACUCCACCCUAACUGCCUCAACAAUCACCCCAACCUCAAUCCCAACCUCCUCCUCAAACCCCACCCUAACUGCCUCUGCAAUCACCCCAACCUCAACCCCAAACUCCUCCUCAACAUUCUCCCCAACUUCUACCCCAACCACCACACUAACUACCAACUCAACAACCACCUCAAACACAACAUCUACCUCCGCUCCAUCCACCACCCCAACGUCCACUUCAACCUCCAUCUUAACCACCACCCCAACCACCAUCACCCACUUCUCCACAUCACUCACUACAGCCUGUGCACCGCUGAGGUUCCUUCGUAUUAAUUUGAUAUCAGUGGAAAGUGAAGUAAUCUCCAUCACCUGGGAGACUAACAAUGCAUUCAAACAGCCUCAUUUCAAUGCCACAAUCUCCGCGGGGAACUACAUGGAGCGAAUUCAAACUGAGAAACAAGCAGCAGAAUUUAGUGGUUUACAGCCGGACGUUGAAUAUCAGAUAAUAAUAUCCACUACAACUUGUGGUCAGCAGCAGACAAUUACAAGGAAGGUCAGGACAGUUGCCACGGUAGUGGAGGUGUCAACAAGGAUUACAAAUGUAGAGUUCACACCAGAUCUGAAAAAUGAAAACAGCCAGGAGUACAAAGACUUUGUAACGAAUUUCAUUGUUGAAUUGACAAAAGGAUUUAGUGCCACUGUCCAGGCUUUAAUCAAGAGUGGAAGAAUGACUAUUACUGUCACAUCUAUUGAACAAGGGAGUGUGGUUGUUCAAUUUUCUGUAGCAACAUCAACAAACGUGACUGUCCCUCUAACCAAUAUCAAAAAAUCGGUUGUUGAUUCUUUAAAGAACAGUACAACGUUCGAUGUAGACCUACAAAACACGACCAUUUCAGACAGAGACAGCUGCCAGCCUGGGCUGAAUGAUUGUUCAGGUAAUGGAACUUGUAUAAGACUGAACGCAACCUACACCUGUCAAUGUAACGCUGGGUUCAGAGAUAAAAGCCCCAGUGUACCUGGAAGGAUAUGUGAAGAUGUUGACGAGUGUCAGAUUGGGAACAACACAUGCUCUGAUUUAGCAGUCUGCACGAAUACGCCAGGAAAUUUCUCUUGUAGCUGUUUCCAGGGGAUUGUAGAUACCAAUCCAGCAAACCCAGGAACACAGUGCAGAGAUCCUAAUACAUGUUUCCUAAAUCAGACGAAUAUCUGUGCUUUGUCUGACUGCUUAACGAUGACGGUCAGUGAAUGCAACAAUCGGAAAGCAUUCAGAAUGAGGGCAGUAUUGAAAUCCAGAGAAUUCAGCAAUGAGUUAAAAAAUCCCAGCAGUGAAGCCUACAAGAGUUUAUCAGCUGAAAUUACAAAUGCAGUUGUACAAACCGUACAAGAUAAACUAAAUGAUAACAAUUUUAAUAUCACCAUCAUUGGUUUUCAAAAUGGAAGUGUGGUUGUGAAUCUCCUGGCUUUCCUGAGCAUCAACUCAAAAGUAACUAAUCCCAACCUGCAAAGUGUUUUUACCGACGCAAUCAAAGCAGUUGAUAACCAAAGCUCCGUCAGUAUAACAGGUACUACACAAGCGUCAACUGUGGCUCCAACUCUGUCGCAGACUAUUCCCACGGCGCAGAUUCAGCCAGAAAGCCCUGGAUUCAGAGUGUCCACAGUAGUAGUGGGAGUUCUUCUAGGUUUUGCUCUGCUGGUUAUCAUGGCAAUAACACUGACAGUGCUUUAUACAAGGAAACACUCUGGGAUACUUUCCUUUGGUUCUUUUAAUAUGCCUUACAACUUACAGCAUUCUGUCUUAUAG
Messenger RNA from Carcharodon carcharias (great white shark), 4167 nucleotides. RefSeq lists its product as uncharacterized. Gene Ontology annotation, molecular function: calcium ion binding. NCBI's taxonomy places the organism in Eukaryota, Metazoa, Chordata, Chondrichthyes, Lamniformes, Lamnidae. The transcript has 10 exons. The record is from RefSeq and is a predicted model, not a curated record. The annotation marks the transcript as partial.